AUGUCUCAAAGAGUGCCAUUUUAUAUCGCACUUAGUGGGAUAGCAUGUAAUAUAAUUGGUGGAAUAUCAUUUUUCUUUUUCUCAUCUAAUGUGACUCUUAUUGGAGCUUUGUCCUUGACGACUUAUCUUCGAGUAUGUAAAGAAAUCGCUAUUUGCCUAGGGAAAUAUGAUUAUAAAUUCAUUUUGGUCAUUUUAUCAGUAUCUUUAAUAAUAACCUUAAUUGGAAUUGAAGAUUAUGGUCAGAGUAAAUAUUGGUGUUAUACUAAUCCCAGUAAUAGAAUAACACCAUUAAUAACUACUUCAUUGAUAUUCCUAAUAUUACUCGUUAUAUUAUAUUGUUAUAUAAUGACUAUAAUGGAAGUAUAUGUUAAUAUCAAGAAAUUUGGUUCUAAACUUAGUCAAGUUGAUAUUAUUGUUGCGAGAAAAAUUAUCCUUUAUAUCUUAAUCUUCCUUUUAGAAUGGUCUCCCGUG
Dentiscutata erythropus is the source of this 471-nucleotide messenger RNA. The record is from the annotation of a GenBank genome assembly. NCBI's taxonomy places the organism in Eukaryota, Fungi, Glomeromycota, Glomeromycetes, Diversisporales, Gigasporaceae.